Molecule: messenger RNA, 5145 nt
Organism: Epithele typhae
Lineage: Eukaryota; Fungi; Basidiomycota; Agaricomycetes; Polyporales; Epitheliaceae
Exons: 15
Coding region: 1-5145 (1714 amino acids)
Source: RefSeq, a predicted model, not a curated record
AUGCCGGGGGAGAGGAGAUAUGUGUACUGCUGGGAUGCACCGCCUCGGCCCGUGCCACACGCGCACGCGAGCUCAGUGCGCCCACGAAACGGACGGCGCGAGUUGGUCGCCGAACGGUUUCCGGCGUUCAAGGGAUGGGAGCGAUGCCGCACAUGGACGUCCACCUCCUGUCAAGUCCGGGGAGGCCCUGACACAGUGACACAUUCACUCACAGACACACGCCCAGGCCGGUGCUGCAUCCUCCACACAAUCAUAUUCGUCAUCAGCCGGCAGACGAUUUUGAAUCCACUCCGACCCACAUUCCGCGCGACCUCCGAGUUCCGACUCUCAAGCUCCCGGGCGCCAGAAGCACUCAACGCACUCCGAGUCGACGCCGAAAACCCGAGGCCCGACUGCCACGGUGCGCGCGACGCCCGGUCUCCACCGCGCCCCAACGCCGAAGCGCGAACGCGCCCGAUGGUACCGGUCCCGGCCCGACGGCGGGGAGCAUGGGAGCCCGAGCCCGGGCGCAGUCGGGGCGCACGGGGCGCGGGAGCCGCCCCUCACGCCCGCUCCUUCGCGCCCUACCCCGCACUCGCCGACGGCGCGCGGGCGUGGGCGUCGGUGCGCUCGGGGCCCGGGGCCCGCACCCGCGUGCGGCCCCGGCGUGAGCCCUGUGCGCAACCCCUUGUGCGCAACUCCCUGGAGCGGGGAACGGCAGGAGGAAAACCCUGGGGCCGCGCUUCCCCGCACUUUCGCUCGCGCUUGGACUCGAGUACUCAGUCUCAGGGCUUCAUUGCAAGGUUCACGCCACGCGCAGGGUUUUUUUCCGACGCACUCACGCACUCCGGCAGCGAAGCUGUCGCGGUUUUCAGGUGCACAUGCCUCGAGCCCGAGCUCGAGCGUCGCCCCGACCUCGUUCCGAGCCCUCUGGGUCGCAAAAAGCACGGACGGCCACCGUGCGAUCACCUGCGAACCGUUCCGCCUGCGCGGACGAGCGUCGGGGCCGCGCUACGCCGCCGCGCUCGCGCACCUCGCCCGGCGAAUGCUCGGAAAGCACGCGGCCGGCUUUUUUCGCUCGUCGUGCGGCGCGUGCUCCUCGCUGGUUCGACGGAGCGCAGGUUCGCACUGCACUUCAUCACCGUCUGCGCUCCACGUGGCUGCGUGCGGUUUGUGGGUCCUGCUACGGCGACGGUGGACAUCCGGACCGCGUGGGUGUCCCGCCGUCCGGAUGACUGCUGGGCAUCCGGGACGGCACGUCCGUCGCGCGUCUUUCAUCGUCAGCUGCCCACGGCGUCGUGCGAUUCUGCCUGCAGCGUCGCUGGACGUGCCUCCCCCUGUGCGGCGUGCAGUAUCUUAUCAGCUGCGCGCUCUUUCGACGCUUCGCGUUCCCAUCCGACCCCGGCGAAUUCGACCGCGGGCGCUUUUAACGGGGCGUGCGGCGCUCGGCUCGAGCGGCGUGCUCACCGGCUGCGGGGGCACUGGAAGCGGACGGGGAGAUCGUCUCGUGUUCUGCGGUCGCCGCGCGACGGUCUGGAGAGCCUCGAGAGAUACCAUUGGCUACGCACGCCUAGAUGCUCUCGAGCCUCGACGCUCCGCUGCACAGCUCUGCGCACGGUUCUAGAGCGCUUGAGAUCGCGCGAAGCUGCUUGCGAGUAUAUACGACGGCGAGGUCUGGCUCGGGCUGGCCAGACGGCGCGGCGUCAGCUAGCUGCUAAUAGAGCGCGCCCGCCGGGGAGCGCAGACCGCGUGCGGUCGCAAAGCGUCCAGCUGUGCAAUGUGCGGCCGCGUCGCUACGCCGCUCGUAACGCGCGCGCGCGGGGGCCAGGGAGCUGGGGAGCGGGUCGCUCUACUCUAUCUCUAUCGCCGGGCGCGCGUCGCCUGCAGAUCGGCACAUGCGUCGGCGCGCGCCGCGAGCGAACCGAAGGCGCGACGCGCAACGCGAGCGAAGAAGGCGCGACGCGCGGGCGUCUCGAAGUGGGGGGCGCCUGCGGAAGACCCGAUGGAUCCAUGCAUCCCAUGGACGCGACCGACGAGGGCGGGCCUAGGGUUAGGAGGGGGAAAAGAAGGGCUGUCGAGCGAAUGCGGGACGCACGUUCGGGCGGCGCGCGAACGGGGAAGGGUUCGUGGUACGCUCCGACACGCGGUCGGAGGGUGCGCCGCGUGGGCUGCUUCUCGUCCGACGUCUGCGCAUGCGCGCGUACCCGGACCGCGCUGGGAGACACCUCCUGCCGACGCGUGCGGGAAACGGGAAGGAUCAACGCUGCCCCCCGCGCACGGCGGCGUGCUGCGUGGGCCUCGGGGGCGUUCACGUGCGAGAGGGAGGGCUGGAUGGGGGAAGACGGGCGGGCGCGGGGUCGGUGGGUGGGUGCGGACGAGGAUGGUUUAGGAGUUCUGCCGGGGUGCGUGCGGCCUGCUUUGGCGGCAGGUAGCGCGGCGCACGCAUCGAGUGCCAUCGAUGGACGCGGCGGGGGAUCGUCUGCAGCACGCCCGCCUUCCCUUGUGCCCCGCGCGUUAUCGGUGAUCACUCAUCUUAUCGCGAGCAUCCGAGGAGCGCGGCGGCGGACGAUCUGCCCUCGUGAGCGCAUCGAGAUGAAAGACGGGCGAGUGCGGAUCGGCAUCCGGUCCUGCUUUGUUGUCGACGUCGCCCCCGGGGCUGUGCUCGCACGCGCGGGCCACGCAGAGUGGCACAACAUCCAGCUGCUGCUCGACGAGCGCACGGGCGCAGUCGCAGAACGCAUGCAACACGGGCGCCAUCGCCAGCGCACGUCGCCGUCGCCGUCGUCGUCGCCGCCCCCGCCUGCCCCUCCCUCUAGCCUGCUGUCCAAGGCCUUGCUCUCUCCUUUUACGUUCUCUAUUCUGUGUCGCGUUGCCAAAGCAGAACCACAUAAUGCCCGCUAUCACCAUCGGCCGACCGGGCGUUGCUCCAGCCCCGCUGAAUCAUCCGCCAAGACACGAAACUCGGAGUUUGAAACGAAAAGGUGCCAGUCCCGGCGGAUGCGGUCCCGCUCGCCUCCCCAGGCUAUAGGGGCUCCCCGGCCCAACCGCGUCGAGCAGCAACAACCCGUGCGGCGCGCCUCGCACAACAGGAGAGAAGGGUCGGCGCGCCGGGCACUGAAUGGCGACAACGGGGACGAGUCACCGCGCCCUCAGUCGAGCCUCAGUGGAGUGCUGCAGGGGAGAGGCCUCCCGGGUUCCGAGCUCGGCGCCUGGGGCGGACGCAGCCGAGCCGCAGCUGUGAGCGCCGAGCGCUGCGGCUCUGCGUCGUUCUUGGCGCCUGCGAGUCCCGUAGGCGCGCGAGUCCCCUGCUCCGUGAGGCUUCAGCCGAAGGGAGGGAGAGCACGAUCGCCCAGGGGCGCUGCGGGGACGGUAUGCACCGUCCGAGUGCGAGGCCAUGGAUCCGCGGAUGCUCGACCCGGGCUCCAACGUCGGAUGUUGUUAGCCCAGGCACUUGCCCACCUCCUGUCCGCGACGCCCUGGGUGGGUUUGGUACCUUCCGGCGUGUUUGCAUUCACGGACCUCGACGAUCCCGAGCGUCAUGGACCGAUUCUGCGCGGGCGGUUACGCCGUCCGAGGCGUAACUUGCAGCGCGAGCACCGACUGCGCACCGCCAUCGCCUCUCACGUUCAUCUCCCCCGCCCCCGCCGAUCGUGUUCGAACCUGACGCGCUCGAGAGCCCGCCUGGUCCGCGCAGCCCCCGGCCAGGGUCACCCCCGCCUCCCCGGGCGUCGAUGCAUGAUGAGCGACCUCCCCCCAGUCGGCCUCGGACGCCACCACAGCGCGAUUUCCGCUCGCACCGGAAGUUCGUUCCACCCAACUGCGUCGACCGUCGACCUUCCCUGCUCCCCGCCCCCGGCCCCUCCAGCCCGAGCCCGCUCGUUCGCCCGCCCGCGCCGCACACGCCAGAAGGGCGCCUCGGGGCAGCUGACCCGUCUGCGCUCGCUCGUACCAGCAGCUCGCGCCUCGCGCAGGGGGUGUGGAGAGCGCCACCGCUCGGUCGAGCGCGGCGGAGCGCUGCCGCAUCCGGGGGGGAGGGACGAGCCGCGUCGAGCGACGUGCGGAAACGGCCGACACGGGAAUUCAGUCGCACGACGACGACGAAUUCAACGGCGCGCAAAGCCCGUCUCGGACGGGCGACAUGCGGAGAACGCACCCGGCGUGGGCAGGCGCCGCAGGGAGGGAUGGCCUGAUCGUUAUUGUCGUCCACGGCACGGCGGCACGGCGGCAGGCCCGCCGCGCGCCGCGCGCGGGAAGCCGCGCCCUCCCAGCGACGCUCGGGAGAAGCCCGCCGUCGGCGCACGCGGCGGCGAAGUCGCGUCGUCGACGGCGGGCGCGCCCCGAGCAGGCGCCCUCGUCUCCUCGUGGCUGAUGAGCGUGGCCAGGAGGCUUCCCGCGCCCGCCUCGCGGCGGGGCCGGCGGCGGGGGCGGCGGGCUCGAGGUGGCUUAUCGCGCGCCGCGGUGGGAAGGGGUGUCGGCAUCGGGGCGUGCGGCGUCGACCGACGGUGCGGUCGCCUGGGGGUUGGGACGAGCGCGCACGGGCCGUUGUGUGCUCGGGCUUGCUUUGUGGGGCCCGGGUCUGGAAAGUGCGAGGAAGGCGAUAAGGCGGUGGUGAACCCGCCGGGUGGGGGCGCCAGAAGCCGUGCACGAGCGCGCGACGACGGGCGAGCCGGCGCUAGCAGGCGAAUGGGAGGACGAAAGGAAGGAACGCGCCCCUCGCGCGAGGCCAGAAAGGCGUCGAGGCGGUCGAGAAGGACGACACUGGAUGGCAGCCGGAUUUCGGGCGCCGCCUGCAGCAUUUUCUUGAUUUCUCGAGGGCUGCGUGCGCGCGCGCGGCACACAGCGAAGCUCGAGCAGAUAUCGCCUAUCGCUCAGCGCUCAGCGUGCACGAAGCUUGACAAGAUCCAGCGGGCCCGGCGCCUUCAGAAAAUGAAUGCAGCAGUGCGUGCGCUCCCCCAAGCGCCUACCGCUGAGCGCUGUGCCAUUUCGUCUUCUUCCCCCGCUCCCUCGUCCUUCUCCCGUCGCGCGCAAGCACCCCCCUCGCGCUCGCGCGCGCUCAACCCGCCGCGUGUCGCGCGCGACCGUGCGCACCGCGCGGUGCGGCGCGCCUCGAGGAGGGGUUCGCGCCGCGUGGCCCCUCGCGCGGUGCCGCGUGCGGGCGAGCUAUGA